AUGAGCCCUUGGAAGGCACCUGGACCGGAUGGUUUUCCGGCAAGAUUUUAUCAUAAACCUAGUGACAUAAUGCAUAUUAACAAAACUGAUAUAUGUCUUAUCCCCAAGGUGAACCAACCUCAAAAUGUUUCCCAAUUUUGUCUUAUAUCGUUGUGUAAUGCGGUGCACAAAGUGUUGAGAAAGAUUCUUGUAAACAGACUCACUUUCUUAGACAUCAUCAUGCAUGCAGUUUCUAAACCAAUGUUAAGUGGAAUGGAGCUAGGAGUAAUUUUUUUAGACCCCAAGGAGGCAUUCGACAAGGAGAUCCUAUUUCUCCCUUAUCUGUUUGUGCUUUGUAUGGAGAAGCUAUCUCAUCUCAUCUUGAAAGCUAUGCAUAACAAGGAAUGGAAGACUUUGCAGUUUGAUAAAGAGGGGUCGUGGUUGUCUUAUUUAAUGUUUGUUGAUGAUCUCUUACUGAUAGGUGAAACAAAUGAAGCCCAAAUGGAGUGUGUGAUGAGGAUUCUCCAUAAAUUUGGUAAUAUGUCGGGUGAAGAAGUUAAUAAAGACAAAACAUGCAUCAUGUUUUCUAAGAAUGUUCAAAGAGGGUUGAGAAACAAGUUGAUUUAA
This is a messenger RNA of Vicia faba (fava bean), 606 nucleotides long. The record is from the annotation of a GenBank genome assembly. Lineage: Eukaryota; Viridiplantae; Streptophyta; Magnoliopsida; Fabales; Fabaceae.